Messenger RNA from Gadus chalcogrammus (walleye pollock), 3378 nucleotides. It is a transcript of the gene bag3, whose product is annotated as BCL2 associated athanogene 3. Gene Ontology annotation, molecular function: protein-folding chaperone binding. The record is from RefSeq and is a predicted model, not a curated record. Bases 336 to 2156 code for a protein of 606 amino acids. Lineage: Eukaryota; Metazoa; Chordata; Actinopteri; Gadiformes; Gadidae. The transcript has 4 exons.
AUGAGGAGCAGCAGGUGUCCCUGAAGGACCCGCAAGAUGGAGGAGGAAGAGCGGCAGGUGUUCCUGUAGGAGCGUCAGGAGAUACGGGAGGGGGAUGAGGACAACGAGGACCCUUUCUGAUCAUCUUCAAGCACCGAGAAGACAUGGACACGCUGAAGCCCCGCCCACUUGCGGUGUCCCAAUGGCUCGCGUCUGCAGAGAUACAGCCUCGGUUCGACGCCCCGAACAGAUCGCGCUAUUUCGAGAAACUUCCAGCCCCUUUCUGAUACGUCAUUUAAGGAAUCUUUAAAGAGUCCGUUGCAUGUAGGAAUGUCUCAGUACCUAAAGCCAGCGACAUGGACAGCGUAAGGACACAGUCACCGAUGGUAGCAAUGGCAAAUAACAACGACCCACUGCCUUUUGGAUGGGAAAUUAAAAUAGACCCACAGACGGGUUGGCCUUUUUUUGUGGAUCAUAAUAAUUGCACAACAACCUGGAAUGACCCUCGGCAUGAUGUCAAAAAGGUCAGCCAGCUGAAUCUAAACGGACCCAACGUCCCCCCAGAUCCAAGCCCCCAGGAGGGGCAGAAGGCCUUUGUGAGAGAGAUGAAGCACCCCACCCUUCGCCAGGGGUACGUCCCUAUCCCCAUCUUUCACGAGGGUGCCGAACUCAGACAGCAGCAGCAGCAGCAGCAGCAGCAGCAGCAGCAGCAGCUGCAGCAGCCGUCUUUUGCCUACAUCCAGCCGAGCUCCACACAGAACGUCCGCACGGACGGGCGGACGCCGUCCCCGACGCCAGGGCUCCACUGCCGGCCUAGAUCCCCCCUCCACGGGCCUCCCGACUGCAGCUCCCCUGAGCCCAGCAAGUCCUGCUCACCCACGUCCCACACCACCGAGGUUUACAACGUCCCUUUCCACCAACCGGCGAGACGCAGCAACGCAGGUCUUCAGGCCGGCUACAUCCCCAUCCCUGUCAUCCACGAGAGCAGCGGAAGCCCGGCCCCGUCCCAGUCAUCCCAGUUAAACCCCACCGUCUAUUCCCAACGCCUUCCCUACUCCGAGCACCAGCAGCCUUUCCAUAGGCCACAGCCAGAAGAACGGACUAGCCAUUGUGGGUCCAUGCAUCCCCCCCAACAUCGUGUACCCGUUCACCACCCACAGAUCAUAAGGAGUCAGUCUCCUGCUGUGACACAAGUGAUGGGAGAGCGUCCGCAGGUUCAGCAGCACAUAUCAAGAGAAGUACCUGUGAAGAUUGAGCAGGAAGCAUUUACCAGCCAGCAGAAGCCAGAGAAACCCCAAUCACCACAGUCUUUCGACAUGGAAGUUGACAGCGAAUCGUUUCCACCUCCACCUCCCCCUGUCCACUUCCAUGAGCCGACGCGACAGCAAUGGCCGCAGGCCCAACAAGCCCAGUAUUCACCACAAGCCCAGUAUUCACCACAGGCUCAGUAUUCACCACAAGCCCAGUAUUCACCACAAGCUCAGUAUGCACCAAGGUUCCCACAACCGCAAUCCCCGCCACCACAUGAGUACCAAAUGUCCCCGCUGCCGCCCCCUACAGUUAUUCACCCACUCGUGCAACAGCCCGAAGCACAGCCUGAACCUCAGCCUGAACCUCAGCCUGAACCUCAGCCUGAACCUCAGCCUGAACCACAUGCUGAACAGUUGUACGCACCUCCUCCGCAGUUCCAGAAGCCCCAACCACCACCGCAGCAAACGGCGAAUAUCACAGUCCAAAUCCCCCCUAAAUCAGAACCCCAGGACCCUGCUCCGGCAAGUGUCCCUGCUGCUAAGGUCAGCGAGGAACCUGCGGCCCCAGGCCCAGUCCAUCCCGGGCUGGCCAAGGUGCAACUGAUCGUGGACAGGGUCUCCAAGCUGGAGCAAGAGGUCCGAUGCUUUGACGGCAAGAAGAACGACAAGAGAUACUUACUACUGGAGGAGAAUUUAACCAAAGAGCUUUUAGCACUGGACUCUGUAGACCCAGAGGGACGGGUGGACGUUCGGCAGGCGAGGCGCGACGGAGUCCGCCGGGUUCAAACGAUACUUGAGGAACUGGAGCAACUGGACGAGCGACUGGCCACGCCCGCCCGGAUGCCCUCAUCAGAGGGCCUGCCGCAGAAAGACGAGCCUAGUAUGAUGGUGACGGGAAAUAUUGAGGCUUCGAGGGAGAUAUCUUAAUGACUUGCACGGUGGUCAAACCAAGAGGACAGAAAGAUCAAAUCAAAAUAUUGGAAGUUUGUGUUUAUCUGUCCCAGUCUACUGUCCCCCUUCCUCCUCACGUUACACAACAGUUCUAACCUUUGCAUGCAGUGAGUACUUAACAGUGUUGGUAUUUCCUGGCAUUCACCACAUACAUAAUGGUGGCUCAGUACAAUUAUGUUUUAAAGCCAAUGUAGCUGCCUUUCUUUGUAGUGCCAUUGGCACCACAUUAAGGAAAGCUAUCCGAAUCACAGUGUUGAGGCCUUUUUUGAUGAAGACUGUGGUAAGAGUCUUUGUGUAUGUGUAGUUGCCUUUUGUCUUGAUCACAAAACAGCUAAAGACAGUACGUUUACAAUUGGAGGAGCACCAAAAGGAUCAUCGUGUGUUAGCUGGGGUUGUCACGCACGUACAAACUGCAAAAUCUCAGCCAGCAAGAAACCAUUUUUCAUUGGCAGCCUAAUUGGUAUUUUUCUGAGCUGCUUUAGAUAGGUUUAGUAGAUGCUGAUUUCGAUGCAUUACCUAUUCUACUGUAUGCACUUUUGACACUCUUGAAUUGUAACAUGCUGAAAGAUCAACAUUUGUUUGAAAUACUUCAGUCACACAAGUUUUGAUUGUAUUGUUGAGUGUUUUUUCGUGAACAUUUCUAGUUGUUAUUUGGAAAUAUAAUAUUGCUAUAUUUUGAACAAGGUAAGAAACUAAUAAUUUGUGCUUCUUUGGAACAUUUAUCAAUGCAUAGUUAUGAUGGAUGUGGAUGUAAGCUGUGUGUAUGGGACAAUCAACCCGUGCUGCUCUGUAAGAAUCACGGAUAGAGAGCACAGAGAGCUAUCAAAGAACCCAUAUGUAACAGAAUAAAUAAUGCAAAGGUAAUGAAAGAUAAGUCUUCAGAGGCUUUUACCCUUUUUUGAGAUUCCUACUGUAAUGCAAUUAUGUUGCUAUGUGAAAGGUAAUAUUUUUCGGAAAAUGCCAUCUAGUUUUUGAAAGAAUCAUAUGGAAAAUGUUUGUAUUACUAGUAUUUACCACAUCAUUUGAAGAUUGGAUUAUUGUUGAAGGCAAUGGACGUUGUUAUUGUUCCAAAUAAAACUCUAACUGACAUAAAUUGCUUAUGAGUGAUAAUGUUAUAUAACAAAUGCAUAAUACACGAUAAAGGAUCCUGCAAAAUCGAUGCCCUAGUUUUAGAAAAAUUACAACACAGAAUAAACAU